Messenger RNA from Magallana angulata, 3947 nucleotides. RefSeq names its product axonemal dynein light chain domain-containing protein 1-like. Lineage: Eukaryota; Metazoa; Mollusca; Bivalvia; Ostreida; Ostreidae. Bases 105 to 3446 code for a protein of 1113 amino acids. The record is from RefSeq and is a predicted model, not a curated record. The transcript is spliced from 31 exons.
CUUCCUCCUACCUUGACAACAAGUGUAAAUUAAGAUGGCGCCUACCGAAGGCGAUAGGUUCUGCUGAUUUAUUUUCUACAUAUUUCCUCUUAGCAUAGAUAAUAAUGAGCACUGCAGUAGCAACACAGCAACCUAGCCAGUCUCUUGGAUCCCCAAGACAGCAAGAUAGAAAAGCUCUGGUUUCCUCUGAUGGCAAAAAUGCUUUACCAGAGCUCAGGAACAGUGGCAAUGCUCUGGACAAGAGGAAGCCUCUCCCUACUUCACUACAGAGUGAUUUCAUCCCUGAGGAUGUUUUAUUUGCACUGACUCAACCCCCUCCAGUCAGAGAACAACUAGGACCCCCAACCAGGAACAGGAAUCUGAAUGUUACUACAGUGCCUUCUAGAGCUCCACCAUCCAAUUUAUGGAGUCACAAAAGAAGGGAAAGGUUUAAGCACCUCACAGAAAACACACCAUGUAUUUGUGGAGCUGGAAGUGAUAUAUCCUUCCUCUACGAUGUCCCUCUCCCUGAGAAGAAGCUGGAGCGGCCAGACAAACUGGACAAGAGUUUUGCCAGAAAAGAGGCCCUGGACAAACAGAGGAAGAGACCAGCAGGAAAGGAUGAUAAACCUUUGGAGCUCCCAGACACCUUGAUUCCAGAAGAAUAUCACAUUGUCAAAAACAAAGGGGUCAUGGGUAUUGAAUUUCAUGAGGAUAAAUACAGUAACCAAGUUGAAGACCAUGAAAAGCAUCUUGUUGUGUUUCCCUCCAUGAAACCUGCCAGUCGAUUUGAGGUGGUGCAGCUGAAGAAGACAAUGGAUGAUAUGUUGGACAAGGCGGGGGUGUAUGAUACGGACGCCGAGAUCAAGGGACCCACACAGAUGCACAAUUUGCUGGAGUUGAUAAAGAAAGAACAGAACAUUUACAACACAGUCUUUCAUGAAGUCAUCCGACAGGUUAGCAUAGAGUGUGUGGAGAGGGGGGAACUGCUGGCCAAUCUCCGCCAUAAGUACAGCGACCUACUGAACAAAGUCCCUCAACAGAUCAAGAGUUUACAUGAGGAGGUCAUGGCUCAGAGGGCCCUGGACAGACGACUCACGGAGGAGCUGAUGAGAUUCAAAGGCACCAUUGGAAUACUGACCAGUGAGCUUUCUGCUGUAAAGGAACAUGACAAAAAAGUGACAAAAGAAGCUCAGCAAGCUCAGGAAGACCUGAAAACUGCUCUCUCUGAGGCCCAGAAGAAUGCCAGCCUUCUGGCUGAGUACCACGAUCUGUAUGAGCUCCAGAGGAAGAGACUGGAGACUUCAGUCCAUCUACUGACUGAGGAGAGAGAGCUCUGGAGCAAUGCCGCCUACAGUCUGGCCCUGAAGGUAACGGAAGAGGCCAAUUUGACUACAGCUAAGAAGCUCCAUGUAAGUGAAAAAUCGUGGGCCAAACUGGCCACUCACUUUACCAUCCUCCUGAGUGACAAGGACACGGAGCUCCUGACCAACCUCCAGACCCACGUAGAGAAGUGGCGCGACCUAGUGGAGGAGUUCAACAUCAUACUGAAAACCCGCGAGGAGGAAAUGAAAGUCAACAUCAGCUCCCUAAAAGGAAGCAUUCAAAAAUGGAUGAAUGAGAUCCGCAAAAUUUGCUUUGACGUGGAUGAGAAUGCUAGUAUAAGUACGCUGAGAAAAAUAAGGCAGAGGUUGCUCCAUAGUAGAGGCCUGGAGUAUACAAAAGAAGGACAUUUUCAGAAGUCGCCGGAUGAAGCAACACUGAGAUUGUUUCUGGAAGAUGUGAGAAAUUGGGAGGAGGUGCUUGGUAAGGAGGCGGAGAAGUUUGGUGGAGACACCCUUCUGAAUGGUCAGGAGAAGCUGUCAAUCAUCCGUCAACAGAUGGAUGGGUGGACAGACAAUGCCCUCAAAGUUUUCAGCCGGCACAGGAAGGAGGGGGCCAACAGUCACCCCGACCAGGAGGGGAUGAUGACCCUCAAUGAGGAAGUAGAGGAAUUGCUGAAACAAUUUAGCAACAGGAUCACUGGAGAAAAUGGGGUUGCUCCACACGCCAUCCACUUGAUGCAUGGUCUGGAGACCUGGGACAUGAAGAUUGCUGCCGCACUGAAUGGAACCCAGCUCAUCAACGACAAUGAGUGGAUCGGCCUCCUGAACCUGAUGGAGGAAUGGAUGACUGGCAUCGACGAGGCGGUGCAGUACGUAGGCUCCACCCAAAAGGAGGAAGAAAGGAUUGAGUCAAAACCACACAUUAGAUCGGUCACUUUCCUUGACGACAGGAGGAUUGAUGUCAUGGACACAGUAAGGAAGGUCCAGAAGUGGGCCACUACAGCCAGUAACGCUAUUGACAGUGAAGAUGGCAGGCUAGUGGAACAGGUGUCGACGCUCCACUCCCAGAUGGUCCAGUGGAUGGUACAGAUGCUGCUGAGAUUGGCCCCGGAUCACGAGGGCAACUCCAAGGAGGCCGCGGAUAUGGUCCUUCUGAACAGCCUGACCCUGGGACAGCUACACUCCAAUGUCAAGAUGCUGUUCGAACAACUCCAGCAAUUCACAAACUAUGUAGCUCUCUGUUGUAGUGGAGUUGUGAUGGACAACACACAGGCUCGACGCGACAACAUGGAGGACAACGCAGAGCAUGAACUGAGGGACCUCCAGCGACUCAAGUCUGAGUGUCUAGAUUGGAUCCACACGGCCAAGCUUCUGACCUGCCACCUGUUGGGGGACCCUGUCGAGACACUGUUCCCCACCGCUGUGUCAGGGGAUGAGCCCACUAAAAAGCCUGUCCCAGAAAAACCAAUGGUCACAUUCCACGACAAAGAGAAACUCCAGCCCUCAGCCCCAGGGUCAGAGCAGAAAACUGAAGUUCCACCAUCAGACUCAGCUCAAGUCGAUCAAACAGAAAAAGCAGAGGAAGAGGUACCACCAGUCAGGGAAGCCACAGAGGGAGAGGAGCAGAAACAACCAGCUCCUGAGUUGGUGCCACCUAAGGAAAAAGAAACAAGUAAAGAGAAACUUGAAGUGAUUGGCUUUGAUGAAAACACUCAUAUGAAAAAUCUUAAUUCAGUUGAAACAAAGCCCACUGCAUCCUCCACCUUUAUUCCUGAUGCUCCCAAUACACAGAAGUCUUAUGAAGCUCUGGCAGCUGUUGAGAGCCUACAGAACCAGCUACUAGGCACAGAACAGAGAGCACAGGCAGCAGAGGAUAGAGCUGCCAUGGCUGAGUCUGAUCUCGCAGAGGCCAACGAGAAAAUCCGCGAACUAGAAAAACGAUUGGCCAAACUAGAGAAGCAAGAUGAGGAUUCCACUGCUGGAGACAAGACCCCAGCUAAGGUCCCUGCCACCCCAACUACCCCCAGGGAUGAGUCCGGGGCAAAAGAUAAAUCUCCGGAAAAAAAGGAGGAGAAAAAGAGACCAGAGUCCCAGGCUUCUAAAGCCAGCUCCAAAUCCGGAAAAUCAAAGAAGGGCAAAUAACUCUAAAUGUUUAUAGUGAUUCCAUAAUUCUUUAAAUGACAUUUAAAUGUAAGAACAGAAUAUAAAUGUUUAUAUGGUGAAGUAGGUACUUUCUACACAUCAGUGAUCAUGUACCCUUGUGUCUGUGGUUUCUUUACUGCCAACUGCUGAAUAAACUGUUUUUGUUACUGUUGAUAUGGAUGAAUACUGCUGGUCAUAGUUUUGUUGAUGAAUUUGUAAUGACUAUACAUUGUAUAAAUUUGUACUGUCAACAGUUUUAGUACAGAUCUUUGAAAUAUGCCCUUUACUUUAAGGAAAGUUUUAUUAUAUUUAAGUUCAGUCAGUAUUGUAUUGUAUUGAGAUCACUAUUUCAGUGUAUUUUUUAUACAGAUUUAUUGAAUAUGCACUUGACAUCUGUUUAUUUAUUUGAAGUAUUCCACUGAAAUCUGUGAUAUAUGUUUUAAGUCUAUUGUUGCUGAGAGAUGUGCUAUUGAUGAUUCAUAAAUAAAAAAAAAACAUGCA